GAGUCCACUGACACGGAGCUGAGGAGCUGCAGGAGGGGAAGUCAACACACGAGCGGAGCCGAUUCCUGCUUCAACCACCGGCACAAAUCCUCCCGCAACCACCGCUGUCAAUUCUCCGGCUGCGAUUCAGAUCCACUGCGGGAGACCGAGAUGUCCCAGGAGGCAGCGAACGGGGGGUCGCCCCGCGGCCGGGUGCUCACUCUGGAGAACAUGAACCCCAACGUGAAGCGGGUGGAGUACGCGGUCCGGGGCCCCAUCGUCCAGAGAGCGGUGCAGAUAGAGAAGGAGCUGAAAGAGGGAGUCAAGAAACCGUUCACAGAAGUCAUCAAGGCAAACAUCGGCGACGCCCACGCCAUGGGUCAGAAACCAAUCACAUUCUUCCGACAGGUCUUGGCGUUGUGUUCUUACCCCGAGCUCCUGGAAGAUGACAAGUUUCCCUCAGACGCCAAACAGAGAGCGCGGCGUAUUCUCGAGGCCUGCGGCGGCCACAGUAUAGGGGCGUACAGUGCCAGCCAGGGGAUCGAGUGCAUCCGUCAGGAUGUGGCCCGCUUCAUCGAGAGGAGAGACGGUGGAAUCCCCUCCAACCCUGACCACAUCUACCUCUCCACCGGGGCCAGUGAUGCCAUCGUGACCAUGCUGAAGUUGCUGGUGUGCGGUGAGGGUCGGGACCGUACGGGGGUGAUGAUCUCCAUCCCUCAGUACCCGCUGUACUCGGCCGCCCUCGCCGACCUGGCUGCCGUGCAGAUCAAUUACUACCUGGAUGAGGAAAAGUGUUGGGGUUUGGACGUUGCAGAACUCAGGAGGUCACUGACCGAAGCCAGAAAGCACUGCAACCCCCGGGUCCUGUGCAUCAUCAACCCUGGAAACCCCACCGGUCAGGUCCAGAGCAGGCAGUGCAUCGAAGACGUGAUCCGAUUCGCUAAAGAGGAGCAUCUCUUCCUCAUGGCUGAUGAAGUCUACCAGGAUAAUGUGUAUGCAGAAGGCUGUAAAUUUCACUCCUUCAAGAAGGUGCUGUUUGAGAUGGGACCAGAAUACUCAAGCACAGUGGAGAUGGCCUCUUUCCACUCUACCUCCAAAUGCUACAUGGGAGAGUGUGGAUUCCGUGGAGGUUACAUGGAGGUGAUCAACAUGGACCCUGAGGUGAAGGCCCAACUCAUCAAACUGGUGUCGGUGCGUCUGUGUCCCCCCAUCCCCGGACAGGCUCUGCUAGACCUGGUGGUCAACCCCCCGCAGCCCGACGAGCCGUCCUACACCCUGUUUAUGAAGGAGCGGACGGCGGUGCUGGCGGCGUUGGCAGAGAAGGCCAGGCUAACAGAACAGAUCUUCAACACAGUGCCUGGCUUCACGUGUAAUCCGGUCCAGGGGGCCAUGUACACCUUCCCCCGCCUCAACUUAUCUCAGAAGGCCAUCGACAAGGCCAAGGAAGAAGGCCAGAUCCCUGACAUGUUCUACUGUAUGAAGCUGCUGGAGGAGGAGGGGAUCUGUCUGGUGCCCGGUAGCGGAUUUGGGCAGAGAGAGGGAACCUUUCACUUCAGGAUGACCAUACUGCCGCCCACCGACAAGUUGAAAUUUGUGCUGGAGAAGAUCCGCGACUUCCACCUGAGGUUCACUCAGGAGUUCUCCUAACGAUCCUCCAACCCGGUGCUGCAUCUCCAGAACAAACUCAGUCCCGGUAUCUUCAAGUGCCUUUGAGCCCAUUUCACAUCAGUGAAGAACCUUGAACAUAUUUUUGAGAGAGCUAGUGAAAAUAUGUGCCCUUAUGCACAUAAAGCUUAUCAAGAUUAUAAGUGCACAAUGAACUUACCCGGCCAAUUUUGUAAAGUUCACAAGUUGUUUUUAGAUGGAUAAUAUAUUUCAGACGUCACCUGUGACAAGUGCAUCUCUCUCCAGCCAAGACUUUUUGUUUGUGUAAAGGCUCAUUUAUUCUCAAUGUUAAAGAAAGACAGAGCCCUCCGUCCACACUCUGCAUUGAUUUUGUCUGAUGUUGUGCACGUCCUCUGGAAGCUCCCAGGUACGGAAGAGUAUUACUGGAAAUCACGGAGGGCAGUGUAGCUCGUGGUUCAAGUGAGACAACUCCAGGAAGCAGGCAGAAAUUGGAACUAAGAAUUUUUCGGUCACAUGUGGGAGUAUAUUGAAUCGCCUCACUGACCACAGCAGUUAAAAACGAUGCUUUUACCUGUUUCUCAUGAGGUACAUUAAUCACUAUCUCCUCCAACUUCAACAUGUUUGUCAGAAACCCAACUGUGUGCUGCCCUCUAGUGGAUAUAUUGCCUAACAACUGUGCCAACAUGAGGCACAUAUUACAUGGAACUAGUCAGUGAUGACAUAGCUUUUAAAAGCUGUUUCUGUUUUCAUGCGUAGAGGCAGAAUAAAUGAGCCUUUAAGUGAUUACUUGAUUGACCUUGCUGUCUGUGAAUGAGAGUGAGUGAGAAUGAGUCCUGCCAGUGAAAUCCUUAACUGUCUCUUACUAAUUGUUCUAAAAUGACAUUAAAACACUUGAAUUAAAAAAUAAAAAUUCAUGCUGGAUCUUA
Molecule: messenger RNA, 2531 nt
Organism: Platichthys flesus (European flounder)
Lineage: Eukaryota; Metazoa; Chordata; Actinopteri; Pleuronectiformes; Pleuronectidae
Product: alanine aminotransferase 2-like
Exons: 11
Coding region: 151-1626 (491 amino acids)
Biological process (GO): biosynthetic process
Molecular function (GO): pyridoxal phosphate binding; L-alanine:2-oxoglutarate transaminase activity
Source: RefSeq, a predicted model, not a curated record